UUUCAAUGGGUCUUGCAUUUUUCCAGAGUUAAAUUGGUCCGAUAAUUCUGUGUUACAAUUAUAUACAGACAGCUCAGGCACAUUAAGUUUAGGUUGUGCCGCAAUGUUUGGCAAGCAUUGGGUGUUCAUGCAAUGGCCAAAAAAGUGGUGCAAGUCACCAAUCAUGGCUGAUCUGUCAUUUCUAGAAUUUGUUCCCAUAGCACUUGCCUUUCACAUUUGGCUUCCCAAUUUUAAGGGUAAGAAAAUUAUCCUUAACACGGAUAAUGAAGCUUUAGUUACAAUUUUAAACAAAAAAUCUUCAAAAUCUAAGUAUGUUAUGUACCUGCUUCGCCCAUUUGUUUUAAAUAUGAUGUUGAAUAAUAUCCAAAUAAAAGCUGUGCAUGUGUCAGGUUUAAAUAAUGGCAUUGCUGACUCUAUUUCUCGUAAGCAGUGGGACAGGUUCCGUCGUCUGGCACCAGAUGCCGAUCAGCAAGCCACUUUGGUCCCGGACAGUUUUCGGAAUCUGCUCUCUGGGCUGAGGCAGACAAACUAUUAGAUUCCAGUUUAUCUAGCAAUACUCACAAGGCAUAUACAAAUGCUAUUGAAGUUUUCAAUCAAUUCAGAACAAGACAUCAAAUGUUACUAACCUGGCCACCUCCAUUGGAGCAAAUGAUUAGAUUUAUUGCUUACAAUUCUUUGAUUGGUCGUGCCCCAAGAACAGUUAGGCAAUAUGUAUCUGGUAUCGCAUUCCAUUGCAAGAUUAACAAUAUUGAAGAUAUAACUCAAAAGUUUAUUGUACGUAAACUUCUUAAUGGCCUAGACAAAAGUUCGUUAAGGGUUGAUAAUAGGCUUCCAAUAACUUUUGACUUACUUGGGAAGUUAGUGUCAAUUCUACCAGCUAUCUGUAUUUCCAAAUACGAAGAAACGUUGUUCAAAUCUAUGUUUCUCACAGCUUAUUUCGGAUUUUUUAGGCUAAGUGAAUUAGUUUUGUCAAAAUCCCCUGAUGUGCAGCAUGCUAUAUCAGUUGACAAUGUUUCAAUUGUUUCUGACAUGUUACAAAUUUUUGUACAAUCAUCUAAAACUGAUCAAACAGGAAAAGGUGCGUUAGUACAGAUUUCUUCUGUUGGUGGUGAAUUUUGUCCAGUUAUGGCUGUAAAGCAAUUUCAAUUAGUUCGUCCAUCACUUCCAGGGCCUUUCUAUUGCCAUUUUUCAGGGCAACCUGUAUCACGUUAUCAAUUUAAUGCUGUGCUUAAAAAGGCUUUAAGCGCUCUAGGCCUUGCUAAAACAAACAUCAAAUCUCACUCCUUUAGAAUAGGUGCAGCCACUGAAGCUGCUUUAGCGGGUUUGUCAGACACUGAAAUAAAGGGUCUUGGUAGGUGGCAAUCAAGCGCAUUUAAGAGUUAUAUAAGAAUACCGGUAAACAAAAUUAUAUUUUUAAGAAUUGCAGUACCUAGGAAGGUCAUAUGGAUUGUUGGUUCAUCAAUAAUCAAGUGGGCUGCUUAUCAUGCACGGGUUAAUCAUAUAGGGGGAUCACAAUUGGAUUUACAACGUCACAAUGCCUCGUUAUUCUGGCAGGGCAAGGGCGGCAUGAGGUGGUAUCAGGUUUAUAAUCGUAUUCAUCAUUUAUUGAAAUUUGAGGACCGACCACAUAUUUUAAUUUUACAUUGUGGUGGCAAUGAUAUUGCUCAAGUACCAGUAUUACUACUGAGAAGAAAAAUUUUAAGAACAAUUCAAAUCCUUAAACAUGAAAUGCCUGAUGUAACUUUUGUAUGGUCUCAAAUUUUGCCAAGGCAGAAAUGGCGCAAUGAGAUAUCCCAUCAAGCAAUGGAAAAGGCUCGCAAACGCCUUAAUAGUUACAUAGCCACUAAAGUUAUUGCAUUAGGUGGUGGUUAUAUUCGUUACCCCGAAAUCACUGAUUCCAGUACUGGACUGUUUAGAGAUGAUGGGGUUCAUUUAUCUCACAUGGGAAAUGAAUUAUUUUUGUACAGGUUACAACAGGCUGUUCAGGCCUUCUUGAAAGACAAUGCAAGUGUUUCACCUUUGGUGGGAGAAGAUGGCCCAUGGCUCAGGAAUUAAACAUUAUUGGGUGGAAUUUCAAUUUUUCUUUUUUCUGUGGUGGCGAUAUGGCUGAAUUGAUUUAGUCAUUAUUCAGCCAUGUGGCGUUUUUUAGUUUUCGCCACCAGCCUUUUUUGUGCUGUAUUAAGUAAAAAGGAACGAAGUCAGCAUCUGUUCCCAGGGCUUUCUUCGCUCUUUUGUAUGUAAAAUAAUAAUUAAGUUUUCAUUGAGCCAUGGCCGUAUUCUCCCAUUCAUAAAAUAAACAAGUAUCAAAUUUUGA
This is a messenger RNA of Ruditapes philippinarum (Manila clam), 2314 nucleotides long. RefSeq lists its product as uncharacterized. Bases 616 to 2055 code for a protein of 479 amino acids. Gene Ontology annotation, biological process: DNA recombination; DNA integration. Gene Ontology annotation, molecular function: actin binding; DNA binding. Lineage: Eukaryota; Metazoa; Mollusca; Bivalvia; Venerida; Veneridae. The record is from RefSeq and is a predicted model, not a curated record. The transcript has 2 exons.